AUGACGCGCGGCGAUCGUGGCGGAGUACAGGGGGCGCGCUCUGGCGGGAUGACCCACCACAUCCAGGGCCCGCACCUCAUCCCCAAUGUCGGGAGGAAGGCAAUGCUCGUGGCCGAGGUCAUCCGCCGGAGGCCCAAAACGAAGGCCAAGCCUACGAAGGCGCAUACGGCGGAGAAGAAGGAGAAAAAGGAUAAGAAAGAGAAGCAGCAGAAGAGAGACAAGAAGCAGAAGAGGCGGAAGGAAUCUGAGCGAUCCCGAUCCGACUCUCCGUCGCGCCCGUCGCGUUCGAGGACGCAGGUGCGGGCAGAGCACGACGCCGAAGGAAGCGACGAGGAGGAGGAGGCGCAGGCCGAAGAGUCCGCCCACGGAGAGAUGCCCCACAUGGUGCCAGACGUGGACUCCGAGCGCGAGGCCCGGCGCAUCGAGGAGGAGAGGAGGCAGCUGCAGCUCCUCAAGGAGGUCCAGGAGAAGCGGCGGAAGCAGGAGAGCGAGCGGAAGAAGAAUUUGGGAGGAGUUUUCGCCCUGUCCGCGGAUGACUUCGACAAGGAGGAGGACGAACGAGCCAAGAGGGCGCAGGCGGCGCAAGAAGGAGCAAAGAGCGAAAAGCAGCAGCUCCGGCAUCCCACGUCGAGGGCGUCCCAGAGGAAGGACGCGCUGCUGGAUGAGAGCGCUUCGGGCAGCGGGUUCGACAAGUGCUGGAAGAACUGGGACUUCACCAAAGCCGAAGAUCCGGCUGAAGUGGCCCGGCAGUUUAUGCGCGUUACUGCAGCCAAACGGCGGGGCUACGGCGCCCGGCCCGACCGGCCCGAGCGGCCCGACCGGCCCGAGCGCUCGGAGAGGUGCAUCCCUCGCGACGGACGCGCCGCGGCCCUGGCCGGGAUCGGAGCGGUCGAAGAAAUGAGCUUGGAUGAGCUCUUGGACAGCGUGGAGGCCGGUGAAAAGCGAAGCCUGCAAAAGCACGACCAGAGGCCAGCUUCUGCAGCAAAUGGCUGGGAUGUGGAGAUGAGUGAGAUUCUCAGCGGAACCGAAGACGGUUGUGACCUGGUGGCAAAAGCGUGCAAGACAAAGCUGCAGGAGCCGACGUUGGACGUACUCCUGGCGAAUGGCACAAAGUCGACUUUGCAAGAUGAGGAUUCGUUGUUGGCCCCACCGCCAGGCAACUGGACGGAUUCCUUCCUCAUCCUCAAGGUGUGCCGGUGGGCUGCGUGCCAAGGCUUGGAGCUUUACACUUCAGGGCUUGCCACACGAAAGAAGAAGAGCGAGGGACAGCUGCCCCUAAGAACCACAGCCCUCCAGUUCGUGGAAGCCCACAAGGUGCCUGUGGGCUUAGUGGCUACGCUGGUGAUCACUUGCGCCAUCAUCAUUGGCGGUGAGAAUCUAGACAGGCUUCCUGAGAGGCCAGUGGAAGCAGAGGACCAUUACGGAGUGUUGGGAGUGGCACGGGAUGCUCAAACUGCGGACAUCAAGCGCGCCUACAAGACAAUGGCGAAGCGCUGGCAUCCGGAUAAGAACCCCAACUGCAGCUCCUGCCAGGAGACUUUCUCCAAGAUUGCUGUAGCCUAUGAGACACUGUCAGACGACUCAAAGCGUGCUGCUUAUGACGAAGCCGGCGGUGUGGCUACAUCCGAAUUGACAUCGCCCAAGAGCGUCCCUUUGAACAAAGGCAAUUUUGAUGAGCUUGUAACUUUCUCCAAUGACGUUUGGAUCGUGCAGGUUUUCCGACCCGACAAUCCCCACUGCGCGAGUUUUCACCCCUUCUGGGAGAACCAGAUCCAGAAGUACCAGCACUUGGUCCGUUUCGGGCGUAUCGACGUGACCGACGACCAGGCCAAGUGGCUUCCUUUGAAGGUGCGUGUGCUUCCGACUGUCCUGAAGUUUGGCAGGCACUUGGGAGCCGUGGAGAUUUUCCCUGUGACCCAAAUGCAUGAAACUCCGCAGGCACUCACGAAAUUCGUGUUGACCUCCUUCCCGAACAUCGGGUUGCCACUGAGCUCGGACCACAACGCCCUCACUUCGUGGCUGAGCAGACCGACUCGGCGUCACAAGGUGCUGUUCGCUAUCCCGGGCAAGAGUGAGGAGGAGCGGUACAAGUCCCACCUCAUCCCACGGAAGCUUGCUGCCCAGUGGUCCGAGGUCUUCGAGGUCCGCUCCGCUGAGACCGAUCUCCUCCAUGGACUGCCACUUCCACCCGAGGUGAAGGCAUCGCUGCCGUCCAAGGCUGACUCGGGCCAGAAGGCCGCCGCCUUGCUCUUCCCCGCGCGGGGCACGGAGCCAAAGGCCGCGGCGGCCUUCGCCUGGCCCUCCGGAGAGGAAGAGAUGGUCCUGGAGCUCAUGCGCUUUACGGAAUUGGUCGGGGUCUCCCUGAGCGUGCAGAGUGCAGACCUGCUUUGCCGCUCGUUGGCUAUGCGAAGGGUCUAUUGCCUUGUGCUCGUCGACGCCUCCAAUGCUGCCUUGGCACGAGCAGCCCGCGACCUGCGAGAAUCCCGGGCACAGUAUCAGGGCGAGGUGGCACAAAUCCGAGCCACGGGGGGUGAAGUCCCUGAAGACGAGGACAACUUUGUGGUUCCCAUGCUCCGGCUGCUUCGGCACUCGGGCCUGGAGCCUUCCGUCGCCUCCUGCUUCGCGCCGAAGUUCGCGCAGGUGGAGAGGGCACUUGCGGGUUCAUCAGCCUUCCUGAUGGACUUGGACACCCACCGCCUGGCACCACUCCGGCUCUCCUCCUUCCGUGGCCUCUACCCGCAGAUCGCCUAUGAGGACAGCUUAAACUGGGUGGAUGCGCUCGACAUCCGCUCCUUGCCAGACUGCAGCGAGGGAAUGCGGCAGCGCUUCGUGAGGCAGCUCGCGGUUUCCUCCUUCUCUGAGCUCACCUGGCAACUCAUGUUUGCGCUCUUCAUGGCGGAAGUUGUUGCGAAAGCGGUGGCCAGUGGAUCGCUUCUGUGGUGGCUAGGUGCAUCUGGCAUGGUGCUGGCCACGCUGUCCAGGUCUCCGCCGUUUCUGCGCUGGCUUUUCAGCUACGUGCCAGAGAUGUUCUGGUCGCCUCAGCUCAUGGAGAGUUGA
Messenger RNA from Symbiodinium natans, 3057 nucleotides. The record is from the annotation of a GenBank genome assembly. Lineage: Eukaryota; Dinophyceae; Suessiales; Symbiodiniaceae.